AUGAGGAAACUGAGGCUCAAAAGAGGUUCGGCAGCUAUCAAUGGUGUAAUACCCCAGGAAAAUGGCAUUCUACAAAGUGACUAUGGAGGUGAGACUAUACCAGGACCUGCAUUUGAUCCAAGUCACCCAGGUUCAGCUCCUGCUCCCUCUUCCUCUUCAGCAUUUCGACCUGUAAUGCCAUCUAGGCAAAUUGUAGAACGGCAGCCUCGGAUGCUGGACUUCAGGGUUGAGUACAGAGACAGAAAUGUUGAUGUGGUACUUGAAGACAGCUGUACUGUUGGUAAGGUUUUUCCUAGCAUAAAGCCUUCAUAAAUAAACAAUUUUUAG
This is a messenger RNA of Lontra canadensis (Northern American river otter), 327 nucleotides long. Its product is annotated as FAS-associated factor 1-like. The transcript is spliced from 3 exons. Lineage: Eukaryota; Metazoa; Chordata; Mammalia; Carnivora; Mustelidae. Bases 1 to 312 code for a protein of 103 amino acids. The record is from RefSeq and is a predicted model, not a curated record.